This is a messenger RNA of Boeremia exigua, 1461 nucleotides long. RefSeq lists its product as uncharacterized. Gene Ontology annotation, molecular function: flavin adenine dinucleotide binding; N,N-dimethylaniline monooxygenase activity; NADP binding. The record is from RefSeq and is a predicted model, not a curated record. NCBI's taxonomy places the organism in Eukaryota, Fungi, Ascomycota, Dothideomycetes, Pleosporales, Didymellaceae. Bases 1 to 1461 code for a protein of 486 amino acids. The transcript has 3 exons.
AUGGGUGUCAAGCGCGUCGCAGUAAUCGGACUUGGUCCAUCUGGAGCUAUUUCUAUAGAUGCGCUUGCGCAGGAACAAGCGUUUGACGUCAUUCGCGUUUUCGAGCGGAGAGAAGCGCCGGGCGGGUGCUGGCUAGAAGACAAGACACCGCCGCCAAACCUACUGCCCGAGGAUCUCGACGCCCUUGCAACACGUGCCGGCGACCUCCCAUAUCAACCACCUGCGAGCCUCCCCGCACGUCAACCGAGGCUUACACGAGCGCGCCAUGCGGAAUCCUCCGUGUAUCCGUACCUCGAGACCAAUGUCGACAGCCUUGCUAUGUCGUUCUCGCAAGAGCCGAUCCCGGAGCAACGGAGCGCACUGUCUGUCUCGAAGCAUGGCGACGACACGCCCUUCCGAAGCCAUGCAGUGAUCCGCGGCUAUGUCGAGUCGCUAGUAUCCCGCAACGGGUACGAGAAGCUCAUAUCAUACAACACAAGCGUCGAACUGGCAGAGAAAGUCGGCAACGAGUGGAGGCUGGUGUUGCGAAGCGACGGUGAUGUCAGGGGCGAGGAUGAGUGGUGGGAAGAGUGGUUCGAUGCCGUUGUUGUGGCCAGCGGUCACUUCAACGUCCCAUACAUUCCCAAAAUCGAGGGCUUGGACGCACUCGAGCGCGCACACCCAGGGACUGUCAAGCACAGCAAGAUGUUCCGCGGGCGCGACGCGUACAGAGGGAAGAAAGUUAUAAUCGUGGGCGCAUCGGUGUCCGGCGCAGAUAUCGCAUACGACCUUGUUGGUGCAGCGCAGACGCCUGUCUACGCCGUCGUUAUCGGUCACAAAGCCAACGGCUACUUUGGGGACGUAGCAUUCCAUCAUCCCUCUAUUGCUCAGAAGCCCUCGAUAUCGCGUAUAGAGACCUCCAGCGGCCAGCGAACUGUGCACUUCACCGAUGGGUCGCUUGUCAAAGACGUCGACAACAUUAUAUUUGGCACAGGCUACUCCUGGUCUCUCCCAUUCCUGCCCGACGUCAAAGUGCACAACAAUCGCGUCCCAGGUCUGUAUCAGCAUGUAGUCUAUCAGAAGGAUCCCACUUUGCUCUUCGUCGGAGCCGUUGGUGCAGGGUUAACCUUCAAAAUCUUUGAAUGGCAGGCUGUGCUUGCUGCACGCUUGCUUGCAGGGCGCGCCUCCCUACCACCGCUCGAAGAGCAACAGAAAUGGGAACGCGACAGAAUAGCGAAAAAGGGUGAUGGGCCGGGGUUCACACUGGUGUUCCCAGACUUUGAGGAAUACUUCGAGACGGUCAGAACGAUGGCAGGUGAGCCGUCCCUUGGCCAGCCUGGGCGGAGGCUACCACCGUAUGACAAGAGGUGGUUUGAGGUAUUUAUGGCGGGACAUGAAAAGAGAAAGAAAUGGUGGAGGGACGAGAACGAGAAGGCGAGGCAGACUUUGCUGGUUGAUGAGUCGCCUCGUGCCCGGCUUUGA